Molecule: messenger RNA, 924 nt
Organism: Leishmania major strain Friedlin
Lineage: Eukaryota; Euglenozoa; Kinetoplastea; Trypanosomatida; Trypanosomatidae
Exons: 1
Coding region: 1-924 (307 amino acids)
Source: RefSeq, a predicted model, not a curated record
AUGGCCGACCGAGGUAAAAUCGCGCCUGUGGCGGCGAGCGCGCCGAUGGAGGGCGCCGGUGAAUCGCUUGUGUCUGUCCUGUGUGUAGAGGCCACCUAUAAGAUACAGAGAGUAUUCGAUAGGGCGCUCUCGGCGGCCGCGACCGGCAGUGCGGCGGCGACGGAGGAACUGCGCAAGCUCCCUGGCAUGCAGCUCUGCAUGUCACCCGACACGCCCAUCCAUGCUAUUCGAGCUUUCUUGCAAGAGCAGGAAGCAGUGGCGUUGUCGUCAAGUGACCGUCGCGCCGCUGCGGCUGACAAGGAGCAGCAGAACACGAACUCACUCGCCAAUGCUCAUUUCUUUGCCAUUCUCGUGCCACCGGUCUCCUCGGAGGGAGCGGAGGCUGUUGAGGCUUUCCUUCCUCUUCAGAACACCGCAACCCUUCGCGACGUGCUUGCCUCCGGCCCCGUACUGCGGUGCACCGACGACGCGAGCGCGGACGCGGCUGAGCAGAUGUUGCUGCUGGUGUACAUGCGCGAGAGCGAGUACGGCUUAGACGGUGGCGACUUCCUUCUCUGCGCUCUCUGCGCCGGUCUGUGUGCCUGCUGUAUUGCCUUGUGCGCCUCUGGUGCAGGGCGCUCGAGUAGGGAGAAGAGGGAUCGUAGAGAGUGCGAGCAGCAGCAGCAGCAGCCCCAGUACCCGCAGCAGCCGUACUACGCCAACAACGUUGCUUCGCCACCGAACCCGGGCUACUACCCAGGCAACAUGCCCGCCGGCCAGCCGUACAGCUACGGCGCCCCGCCGGAGUACCCGGUGCCGCAGCCAGCGUACUACAACUACAGCGGACAGCCCGGGCAAGAGCAGCUGCCACAGCCGGGGUACCAGAAGCAGGUACCUGGCGCCCUGAGUCCAUCGACCAACGCGGAUGCCCCGGCGCCACUGUGA